CGUGUGAAAAGGAGAAGGCAAAACAAGAGAAAAUUGUUUGAGUAAGAUAGUCUGCGCAAGACAGAGAGAGAGGAAGGGAGGGAGCAAGCAAGAGAGUAAGGAGGGAGGGAGGCUGAGCAAGAGAGAGAGAGGGAAGAGACAGGCUUUGCCUUUUCUGGUAGUUAUAGUUGCUGGAAGAGCAAGCAGGAAUUCUUUGUGCUGUAGCAGAGAGAGCUGAGAUAUAAACCAGACUGUGGAGUUGAUAUACUGAGAGAGGAGGGAGUGCUGCCCAUGAACUAAACCUAAGCGUCCGCUACUCACUACAGCUAAGUCUGAACACAGAAGAAACGCUCCCAGGCCACCAUGGAUGACGACUUUGACCAGCGCAUGGAAUUGAGGAGGCAGAGGCGUGAGCAAAUGCGUCUAGACGCAGAGAAGGGCUUCAGCACAACUGAUGAUGAUGAGGAGGUGGCUCGCGAGCGUAGGAGAAACGCUCGUGAGGAACGAAUGAAAAAGGCGGAGAUGGAGGAGUCUAGCAGCAGCACCGUGACAACAGAGGUCAACAACACUCACAGUGUGACAGAGUCCUCCUCCACCGGUGCAGAGGUGAGCUCCUCAGCAGGUGAUGGGGAUGACGUGGUACUCCUGGACCGCCUGGCCAAGCGGGAGGAACGCAGACAGAAGAGGUUGAAAGAGGCACUGGAUAGACAGAAGGAGUUCGACCCAACCAUCACCGAUGGUAAUGAGAACAGCCAGGAGGAGACCUUCCCUAGCGGCCGCCACCGAGGCACAGAGGAGGAGAAGGAGGAGAAACCAGCCCAGGAGGAAGUAACCACCAACUCCUGGAGUAGAGAGGAGGAGAAGGAGGUGAAAGAAGAGGAGGCGACGCCAAAGGAGGAAGAGCCUGAACCCGUCACAGAGCCUGAGAAAGCUGAGAUGGUGGAGGAAGAGAAGAAAGAGGAAGACGUUGAAGAAACACAAAUAGUACAAGAGAAAUGUAUUGAAUUUGUUGUACCCGCUGCACCACUACAAGAGUGCGGGUUUGAAAUAUCAAUUAUGCCCAAGAUGGCAGUAGAGGAUAAAUCUGUUGAUGAGAUAGCUAAGAAAGAAGAGGAAGAAAAACAGAAAAAAGAGUUGGAAGAAAAAGAGGCUGCAGCAAAACUCAAGAAAGUGGCUGAGGAAAAGGCUGAAAAAGAAAGGAAAGAAGCUGAAGAGAAAGCUGCAAAACUUAAAAAAGAAGAGGAAGAGAAAGCUGCAGAACUUAAAAAAGAGGAAGAGAAAGCUGCAGAACUUAAAAAAGAGGAAGAGAAAGCUGCAGAACUUAAAAAAGAGGAAGAGAAAGCUGCAGAACUUAAAAAAGAGGAAGAGAAGGCUGUAAAACUGAAGAAAGAGGCUGAAGAAAAAGAAAAAGCUGUAAAACUGAAGAAAGAGGCUGAAGAAAAAGAAAAAGCUGUAAAACUGAAGAAAGAGGCUGAAGAAAAAGAAAAAGCUGCAAAACUCAAGAAAGAAGCUGAAGAGAAAGUAAAAAAAUCUAAGCAAGCAGAGGAAAAAAAGAAAGCUGAGGAGGAAAAGUCCAAAAAACGGGAGGCUGCGAAGGUGGAGCUGGAGAAACCGAAGUUAAGAUCAGUGAGGAAAGAUGAAAAGGAGUCCUCCCUCUCCAAGCAGCAGAACGGCGGUGUGGCGCGCUCCGCCGAGACCGAGGACCAGGAGCGCCUGGAGGCGGAGCGUAAGCUGGAGGAGCUGAAGCGGCGUCGUGACGAGGCGGACAGCGAGGAGUUUGAGAAGAUGAAGCAGAAACAGCAGGAGUCUGAGGCCGAGCUGGAGGAGCUGAAGAAGAAGAGGGAGGGGAGGAAGAAGGUCAUUGAGGAGGAAGAGAAGCAGAAGAAGGCAGAGCUGGCUGAAAAGAAGGCCAAGGAGCAGGAGGAGAGGAAGAGGUUGAAGGAAGAGAUAGAGCAAAGACGAAAAGACGCUGCAGAGAAGAAGAAACAGAUGAUCGAGGAAUCGGGCGACGGAGACAAGAAACCCUUCACAUUGGGUGUCACGCCCAAGGGCAAGAUUGGGGAGAGAGCAGAAUUCCUGAACCAGAGAGCCCAGAAAGGCUGUAAGACAUCACAUGCUCCUAUUGUCUCCAAGAUAGGCAACAGACUGGACCUAUACACUGCUGCAGUUCAGACCAACCGGGAUGUGAGGUCUCCUAAGUCUCCGGUCUCAGACCUGCCAGAGACACCAAGCAUCCGCAACAUCAAGAGCAUGUGGGAGAAAGGGAACGUUGGGGGGGCCACUGAAAGUCCCAAGCCUAUGAAUAAGGAUGCUGCUGAUAUUAAAGUGGGUGUGGCUGGACUGACCAAAGGCUGGGGCAAGAGCCCAGCAGACACUGGCAAGGCAGCUGCAGCCGCAGCUGAGAAGGCUGACGACCUGAAACCUGUUGAUGUGGGCAACAAGCGCAGCCUAUGGGAAACAAAGGGCUCCUCCCCUGCUAAGGUGACAGUUGGAGGCAAGAACAAAUCUGUCACAAAUGCAGGUGUGGGACGCUAAUGAUCCAAAGUAAAAACCCUGAGGAAGAAGCCCAAACUGAUGAAAUACAAGACUCUACUCUGUGUAUUCAUAACCAAAAAUAUCUCCAUAACAGCCCUGCAGGGGUUGGCACCCAAAUUAUUUUUCAGUUCUGAACAGAAACAUUAUUAUUUUUUUGUUCCGUUCCACUGUUCUGACCAGCAAGUUCUGAAUCUGUUCGAAACCCCCCAAAAUAAAUAUAGCGUUCCUUUCUGUUCCUUUUUAAACCUCUAAAAUGUAUUUUUCUAUAUGACUUCACCAAUCAUUGCGGAUAGAGCAGCAUGCUAUGGAGUGGGCACGCUAUAGUUGUUAACAUGCAUUGGACAGACAAGUGUAGGUCACGAGAUGCGACUACAAUUUUGCGGGUGGGGAGAGAGGGUGGAGGAGGAGGCUUGGCUUGAAGUGCUGGGCAUCUUGUUAUGACAUGCAUUUUCUGAAUUAGACCCACAGAAUUAUAGCUACGGAGGAGCGGCUUCUAUGAAGGAACUUUGAAUGUCUUUGAACUUUCGAGAAUUGGCUUAACGUUGGACUAGAGCUGUUUAGCUAGAUAACAAGCUUGUGUGUGCUCUAGUAUCCUUAACUAGCAAUGAAAAAGUGAAUCCAUUCUUCUCUACUGAAAAAUAUCUCUCCUUAAUUUCUGAAUCACGCUUGUAACAUCAGUAGGCUACAGUAGCCUAUGCUUCAGAGGGGGAGGGGCAUGUAGCCUACACACACAUAAACACUGGCAAAGAUUUUCAGCUGGCAGGCACGCACUGGAAUACGUUUUUGAGUGUGGGCUUUGCAGAGGUGCUUUGUUUUUUGUUUUUUGUGGGACUGGAAAACAAUCCCCAGAAUAUAUAAAAUAACAUUAUUAAACAGUUCCCAUGCUUGAACAAUAAUGGUUCUGUUCCAGAACAGGAUACUGUAGAUCACUUUAAUUCCUGGUUCUGAUUCUGUUCAUCGAAAGAUGUCAUUAUUUUCCGGUCUGUUCCCUGAAACGGUUCCAACCCCUCCAGCCUUUGCACAAUCCCUUGUACAUCCUCAUAGAAUUUAUGCUGUGAAAAUGAAAUUUGGAAAUAAUUUAUGUUAGUGUAAUGAAAAAUAUUGUAUCCCCCCCCCCCCCCCCCCCCCCCCCCCCCACCCCCACCUUUUUGGACUUGACUUAAUUUCAUUGAUAAACAAAAGAAAUUCAAAGAAUAGAUAAGAAACCUUAAAAAAAAAAAUCAAAGUUAUCCAAAAUGUAAUGCGUCUUCUGAAGAGAUACACUAAGAAUUUAAUAAGGUAUCUAUUCAAAUAGCCAUACUGAACUGAAUUUUGUUGUACUUUUAUUUUUUUCUAUUUUUCAAGAAAGCUUCCAUAAGGUUGACAUUAGCUGGCAGUCUGAUUAUAUACAUGUACUACCUAUAUGUCAGGAUAGAUGUUUGUCACAUUCAUCACUUCGAUAUCUUUGCUCACAGUGUAAUGGUGACGUGAUGGUGUCAUUGUAGUGCAUAAUUCACAUUAUUCAGUCGAACGGGGUAUUUUAGUUUUUAGUUAUGAAUUAGCAGUAUCCACUAUCACAGCUUUUUUGAGAUGUGUUCACAUUUUGUAUUCCAUUUCUGGAAAUAUCAAAAUGAGUAUUAUGGCAUCACAGCUGUUUUUUCCUCUCAAAUAUACUUUUCGUUGACUGAUACUUUGGUCCUGCUUAGCUGGGUUUGGGCUGAUAAGACUCUAAAUACUUGACUUAUUUUAUGUUUAUGGAUGUCAAUAUUCGGACUGCCACAUGGUCACGAGGAGGCUGUCCUAAUAUGGACACCGUAUACAUGUAUAUUGAAUGACAUAAACCAUGAACUACAACUUAUUUCCCAAUAAGCACUGGUUGCUAAACUAACCCCCUCAAAAUCAUUGGAUAAAUGAUGCCCAGGACUGUAGCAAGAUUAUCAGAGGGUUAAUCACUCCUUGGUUGGGCUUAAAGGUCUCAAUGUAUAAUAAGGCUAUUGGAAUUAAGAACUAUCCAGGAAAGGUGUGACCGUUUGACUGAAGUUAACAAUCAUCCAAAGAGACAGGAGUCAUAUCACAUUGUUUCAUGAAGAUUUUCACAACUAAGCCAAAGAGACUAGUUUUUUUUAGACCAAAGUUUUAAACAAUGAGGAGGCAUAGAUGCAGUAAAGAGGCCAAUGGAACAUAGACCAUUGGGGGAUAGAAGAAGGACACCGGAUUGGCGCACGUUCAACAAAUCUCAAAUCAAAUUGGAUUGGUCACGUACACGUGUUUAGCAGAUGUUAUUGCAGGUGUAGCGAAAUGCUUGUAAGAGCUAGAAGCGAGGCAGCCCUCUCUGUCGGCUCCAUUUCCUCCCCAAUCUGAUCUUAACAAUGCCAAAUCUGUCAUGAUUUAUGUAUUGUAACAGGUCCACAAUGUCGUUACUAAAGUUCGAUUUGGAUAUAUUUGGCUGUUUCAUAACAUUUAGAAGUAGUCCAUUUUCAGGUUUAAGAAGAAGUGACUGCUAAAUGCUAACACCCGUUCGUAAAAGCUGGUAGCAUAGCUAGCAUAGAAAAAUCGGUGGUGGUAGUCAAAGUCAUUUUUAACUGUAAUGCAGUUGAUUGAUGAUGAUGACAUAAAUAUGUAUUGGGGUUGACAUCAAUACAAGCAUUAUACGCCAUUUAAUUUUUUUUUUUUUUUAACCUCAGCAUAGUUUCAAAAACACAUAAACAAUAGCCUAAAUGUAGGCACAUUUUCCUGGGGGCAAUAAAGAGAUUCGGGAUCUUUCCUCCAUGGCUUCUUUCCCCCGUGCGUUUCCAUGGCAUUUCCAUUGUUUUGGCCGACUUCUAUUGACCUCGUUACCGCAUCUAUCAUUUCAAAACCAAAUAUGUCAAAUGUUCUGGGGAUUCUUAAGUAUGUCCUCUUUUGUUUACACAUUUUCAAGUAAUUAAUUGUAUUUUAUUUUUUAAAGGAUUCUUUGCAUCAUUUUGAAACACCAUGGGAAAUGUUCCCACAGAGUAACAUUAGCUGAGAUUUGCACCGUAUUGCAAGUUAAGGGGAAAAGUAAAGACCCAUCUGUCUAUAUAGAGUUGACUUUACUGAUGUAUACCAAAAUACAAUACUGUACUAGGCAUCUAAUUAAAAUGCAGUUCUUUACUCAUUGAUGUUUCACUUUGGCAUUCUGAGUAUGACGUGGUAUCGAUCUCUGUGAAUGCUCCUUUUUCUUUUAAACUUGAGGUAAAGGAGAGUAUUGUAAGUAAAGUAAGUCCUAAUGUCUAUAAUAUUGAACUGCCUUGUUCAGAGGUUUUGAUUCAAGAUUUUCCUUGUCCCCGCUACAUCAAUAAAACAAAUGUAAAAAGCUAA
Oncorhynchus mykiss (rainbow trout) is the source of this 5832-nucleotide messenger RNA. RefSeq names its product non-muscle caldesmon. Gene Ontology annotation, molecular function: calmodulin binding; myosin binding; actin binding. Gene Ontology annotation, biological process: actin filament bundle assembly; muscle contraction; angiogenesis. Lineage: Eukaryota; Metazoa; Chordata; Actinopteri; Salmoniformes; Salmonidae. Gene Ontology annotation, cellular component: actin cytoskeleton. The record is from RefSeq and is a predicted model, not a curated record.